Messenger RNA from Chaetomium strumarium, 2960 nucleotides. Its product is annotated as kinase-like domain-containing protein. The record is from RefSeq and is a predicted model, not a curated record. NCBI's taxonomy places the organism in Eukaryota, Fungi, Ascomycota, Sordariomycetes, Sordariales, Chaetomiaceae. Gene Ontology annotation, biological process: autophagy of peroxisome; phosphatidylinositol-mediated signaling; endocytosis. Bases 157 to 2868 code for a protein of 903 amino acids. Gene Ontology annotation, cellular component: peroxisome; phagophore assembly site; phosphatidylinositol 3-kinase complex, class III, type II. The transcript has 3 exons. Gene Ontology annotation, molecular function: 1-phosphatidylinositol-3-kinase activity.
CUGGCCUGCAGUCGCCUGGGCAGUUCUACACUACUUCCUCACAUCACAACUUAGACUUCCUGCACCAACCGAACCACUCCCAAGCUGUCCAAACCUCCAAGCUACUCAAUACAAUACCAUCCAUGUACAGGAAGCCUCUCCUGAUUGCUCCUCGUCAUGGAGCCCUUCUCCUUCGUGGGCUCUGACUCGUUAGACUAUCCGGUCAGCAUCCGCAUAAUCAAUCUCGAGGGCGGAGAAACUCCACUCAAGUUUUCCACCCUCCUUGAGCAUCCAGAGCUUAGGUAUAUCGGAUCCAACCAAAGUCCACACUCGGAUCUCUACGUCACGGUGCAGGUGUGGGCUGGAUCUAAGCCCUUGACGGUACCGGUUCAGACGGCGUAUAAGCCGUUCCGGACGGAGAGACGAUGGAACGAGUGGCUCACGCUCCCGGUCACCUACUCAGCACUGCCCCAGAAUGCCCGCCUCGCCAUUACCAUCUGGGACUUGUCCCCGACCGGUGGUGAGGGCGCCCAGGGGCACGCGAUCCCCUUUGGCGGGACGACCCUUCCAUUAUUCGACCAGGACAACCAACUGCACAAGGGCCGCCAGAAGUGUCUGGUCUACAGGCACAAACAGGCCGACGGCAACGAUGACUCCACAACACCCUCUACCCUUCCUAGGACGAAGGCGAAGAAAGGUGCGCCGGAGGUCGAGGAAGAGGACGAACUCGAACGUAUGGAGAAGUUGUUCAAGAAGCACGAGCUGUCGGAGAUCCCGCGUGUGGACUGGCUUGACCAGCUCGUCUUUCGAGGCUUUGAAAAGCGUGGGCCGCAAUCCACCAAGUCAACCCUCAAGGCGAUCCAGCGGCAGAAAGCGUUGCAGAUCGAUGCAUCCGGGGAGAGUGCAGACGCCAGCUCUUCGCCGGAGCUGUCAAGCUUCCUCCUCUACGUCGAGCUACCGAGGUUUGACUUCCCAGUGGUCUUUGCCGACUACGAGUACCCGCCGCCGCCGGUCUCGUCUUACCUUCAUCUUUCUUCGUCGCAGUCGAACGUGAUCCUAAAACCGCCACCCGAGGUCCAUUUCGGCCCAGGCAUUAAUGAGGUGGGUGACGACGAGGGUUACGGGGGCCGUUUGAUCCGGGUGUACGAUCCGGAAGUUGCAGCGAAGGAUAACCCGGCAGAGAGCAAGCACCGGCGGCUCGUCCGUAGCCAGCAUCGCAACGGCAUUCUGGACAAGGACCUGAAGCCGAAUCCCAAAGUUCGGGACGAGCUAAACAUGAUCAUGGCUUACUCGCCGACACACAGUCUGUCGCCCGAGGAGAAAGAUCUCAUCUGGAAGUUCCGCCAUCAUUUAACCCGCAACAAAAAGGCGCUCACAAAGUUUGCAAAAUCUGUCAACUGGCAGGACCAGUCAGAAUCCAGGCAGGCUGCUCAGAUUCUCGACAAGUGGGAAGACAUCGAUGUCGAUGACGCCCUUGAGCUACUGGGCCCUACGUUCGACAACUCAUCCGUCCGAGCCUUUGCCGUGAAACGCCUCCGCAAGGCCGACGACCACGAGCUCCUCUUGUACCUGUUACAGCUUGUGCAAGCACUGAAAUACGAGCAUAUCUCACCGCAGCCCGGCCAUGAGGCGGCCCGGGACUCGUCGCUGGCCCGUUUCCUUAUCUCGAGGGCCGUCAACAGCUUUACGCUUGGCAAUUACUUCUGGUGGUAUCUGAUGGUUGAGUGUGAUGACAAGUCACAGGAUCAAGGACCCAAUAACCAGGCCAUUUAUGGCAAAAUUGCCUACGACUUCAUGGCGGAGCUGGUCAAGCAGCCAGGCGGCGAGGAGACGAGGAAGACAUUACGACGACAAGCCGAGUGGAUAUCGAUCCUGUCCAAGAUCUCCAGCGAGAUCAAAACAUCAAAUGAAUCCAUAGCCAAGAGGACCGAGCGGGUAAAGCACUUCCUAGCCGACCCGAAGAACGAGCUCACCACCAUCGAUCCUCCGCUUCCCCUGCCUCUGGACCCCUCGAUAGAGAUCAUCGGUGUCGUGCCCGAGGAGACCGUGGUCUUCAAAUCCUCGCUGCAUCCGAUCAAAGUCUCUUUCAAGACGACAUCGGGUCGCAAGUACCCCAUCAUCUUCAAGACCGGUGACGAUCUUCGACAGGACCAGCUGGUGAUUCAGAUCAUCACCCUCAUGGACGACCUGCUACAAAAGGAAAACCUGGACCUCAAACUGUCUCCCUACAAAAUCUUGGCGACAAGCACGAGCGCGGGCUUGUCGCAGUUUGUCCACUCGAUGAGCUUCCAGGCCAUCGCAUCCAAGUACCGCAAUAAUCCCGCACUCGCCUACCUCAGGCAGAACAACCCAGACAGCCAGGGGCCCAUGGGCUUGCGGAAAGAGACCCUGGAUACCUUUAUCAAGUCAUGCGCCGGAUACUGCGUCAUCACAUACAUCCUCGGCGUCGGCGACAGACAUCUGGACAAUCUUCUGCUUGCGCCCGACGGGCACUUCUUCCACGCCGACUUUGGCUACAUCCUCGGCCGCGACCCGAAGCCCUUCGCCCCAGCCAUGAAGCUCUCCAAGGAGAUGGUGGACUGCAUGGGCGGCUCCAGUUCGGAGCACUAUCGCCAGUUCAAGCAGUAUUGCUUCCUAGCGUACAGCGCGCUGCGGAAGAACUGCAAUCUGAUUCUGAACUUGUUUUCGCUGAUGGUCAAUGCGAACAUCCCGGAUAUCAAGCUCGAGCCGGACAAGGCGGCGCUCAAGGUCAAGGAGCGGUUUCAUCUGGAGCUGAGCGAGGAGGAGGCCAUUCGGCAUUUGGAGAGGAUUAUGGAUGAUAAUCUCAACGCGCUGGUGCCGGUGGUGAUUGACAAGUUACAUGAGCUGGUCCAGGCGUUUAGGGCUUGAGAGAUCUCUUAGUUUGGCGUUUGAGCUGGUCGUAUGUGGUUUGCUUCUCCGGGGAUUUGUUAGUCCUUUUGGACAUUUUACAUGGCGGUCUA